Molecule: messenger RNA, 1612 nt
Organism: Ctenocephalides felis (cat flea)
Lineage: Eukaryota; Metazoa; Arthropoda; Insecta; Siphonaptera; Pulicidae
Gene: por
Product: protein-serine O-palmitoleoyltransferase porcupine
Exons: 7
Coding region: 224-1588 (454 amino acids)
Biological process (GO): protein palmitoylation; lipid modification; Wnt protein secretion
Cellular component (GO): membrane; endoplasmic reticulum
Molecular function (GO): Wnt-protein binding; palmitoleoyltransferase activity
Source: RefSeq, a predicted model, not a curated record
AGCGUUCAUACACAAUUACCGUUUUUUGGAGGUUAUUUUUUUAUAAAAUAUGAAAAAUAAAUCAAGAAAUAAAUAAAUAGAAACAUAUAUUGGAAUAUCUUGUUAACAUUCUUUGUGAUUAGCUAAAUAAUAGAAUGAUGCAGGGUAUGGGUCCAUUCCACUAUAAAUAUUGUGGUUUUAAUUGAAUUUGCAGUAACUGUGAAAAUAUUUCGUAAUUCUUAAAAUGGAUGAUUAUGACUUAUCUUUUUCAUAUUACGAUGAGGAUGAAGAUAUAAGAAAUUUGCAGUUAGAAUAUGAAUCCUAUGAUUUACAUGAUUCAUGUGUUAUACCCACAAUAAAAGGCAUUAGUUAUCAUUUUGCUGCUUUAUUACUGUGGAAUUUUAUUUUUCGAUUAACUACUCAAACAGUAUUCAUACACAUAAAUUUAUGUCAUUGUAUUUCUAUUAUAUGUGGGUUGGCUGUGAUAUACAAUUUAUUACAAAUUAGCAUACUAUACAUAAUGUCCUUUUGCAUUUUAUCAUAUCUAAUUGUUCAUGGUACACAUUACAUACACAAGAGUUCUCAUGCUUCUUUCAUUGCCAGUUUGGGAAUGUUAUUACUCAUUAUAUGCGAAUUCACAGUUCAAACCAAUACUUGGAGGCAUGUCCGAAGUGUAUAUAUGAUAUUAGUAAUGAAAAUCAUAUCAUUGGCAUAUGAUAUUAAAAUUGGACGAUUAUCAUCACAGCCAAACUUUAUUGCUUAUUGUGGCUUUUUGCUAUGUCCAGCCAAUUCUAUAUUUGGUCCAUGGAUGACCUAUAAACAGUAUUUAUCUGUAUUUUAUAAGCCAAUAUGGAACUGGAUGUUACUUCCGCAAAUAAUUUUGAAAGGAUUGACUUCUAUUUUUUAUCUAUUGAUGUCGAGUUGUUGGGUUAUGUAUUUUAUUCCAUCAGGAUCAUGGAAAUGGUUUAUUGCAUACAGAGAUGCUCUGUCCUUUCGUACAAGCAAUUAUUUUGUAUCAUUCUUAGCUGAAACGGUAAUGAUUACAGCAGGUUACUCACAGAGUCACAAGAUGUUUACAGGUUCAAUAAGUAAUCCAUUUUAUAUAGAAUUGCCAAGAUCAUUAAUACAAAUUGUUAUUCAUUGGAAUAUCCCAAUGCACACAUGGCUAAAAACAUAUGUAUUUCGCGAAGCAAGGAUAUUUGGUGUAUUUCCUGCUAUUUGCUUAACUUACUUGAUAUCAUCAUUACUUCACGGCUUGAAUUUUAAAUUAGCUGCUGUUCUUUUGUCAAUAGGAUUGUUUUCAUACAUAGAGUUUAAAUUCAGAAACAAGUUAUCAAGUAUCUUUAAUUCAUGUCUUAAUUCUUAUAGUUGUAAUGGCUGUGAUCAUUUGUAUAAAAAACAAAAUAUUUAUGUGAUAUUAGGAAAUUUAUUUUUUAGCAUUAUAGCAAUUGUACAUUUAGCUUAUUUGGGAAUGGUUUUUGAAAUGAAUGAUGUAGACGAUGCUAGUUUUGCUUUAGAUUUUUCUUAUACAUUGAACAAAUGGUCAUCGUUAGACUACACAAGCCAUUGGAUAGCACUUGUACUUUAUCUUUUAUAUAUGAUUGUAUAAUAGGAAAUUGGAAUAAAAUAUUAU